AAUUGGAGGAGCGAAACCAAGUGUUAUUAAAGCUUCUUUUGCAAGUAUGUCUUUUAACCCCCACACAAACUUGAGAAACUAGGGUUUAUGAUGGCUUCCUCAGAUUACGAGAUCAUAACCGACCCGUGGAAUCCUAAAUGUGUGAGGGCGUGCUGCAUGUAUUUCCCUGGAAAAGAACUCGAAGAUACGGAGCUUCUGUUGGAGAAGAUUCGAGGGAAACUUGACGAACGGAUUCACAAUCACACACUAGCUGACGACUAUCGUAUCAUUAACGACCAGAUCGUGAAGUCACAGGGCUUUGAUGUUGAUUUCUCCAAGCUGCGUUACCUUUUCAAUUUCCAGCCUGCGUUUCUCGAUGAUAUCGAUACCGAUACCGGCAGAGACUUUUUCGGUAGACUCUCUGUGGAAGCCAUUGAGAUCUACAACAAAACAGAGGGGACUGGUUUUGAGUUCGUUGAGGUUGAGAAAGCAAAUAUUUACUCGAAUAGCGGAGAGGUCUUCUUCAUCACAUUUGUAGCCAAAGAUCCUUGGAACCAGACAAAAGUGUUUCAAGCUAAGAUCAUUCAUGUUUUCUGUAGAGAGAUUGUACACAGCUUCUGCAGGCUUAAACCCCAAUCAACAAGUAACAUGUGUUGAUGAAGAGUCCUUUGCGAAGGAAGCGUCCAUUACAAGAAAAACGAAGAGAAAGCAUGGUAUAACUAACUAGUUAUCUCUUCUUUAUGACAAAAAAAACAUUAUUUCUUUCAAAUUCCUAAGUUACACAUAUAUUUCUAAUCGUCUGGGUGGUCUCUUAUUUCGGUUCAAGGGGUGGGUUGUCUCUUGGUCUCUCUAAUUAUGUUGUGUAAUAACCAUUUCUUUUGUUAUGAGGUUUGAAGAAUAAUUAUGUAAUUUCUGGGGAGGGUUGAAGUUUGAG
This is a messenger RNA of Raphanus sativus (radish), 913 nucleotides long. RefSeq lists its product as uncharacterized. The record is from RefSeq and is a predicted model, not a curated record. Lineage: Eukaryota; Viridiplantae; Streptophyta; Magnoliopsida; Brassicales; Brassicaceae. The transcript has 3 exons. Bases 88 to 636 code for a protein of 182 amino acids.